AUGGCUAGUAUCAUUCCUGCCAAACUCACUCCCCUUGCUCAUACCAUUACUACAGGCCCGAUUGUCCGUAUAGCACCAAAUUGGUACAGCAUCUCCGAUCCCUCGGCUACAAGGAUAAUCUACGGUCAUGGCUCUAAGUAUCUAAAGUCGGAAUGGUACGAUGCCUGGAAUUUUAGCAGCGACCUAAGUUUGACAAACCUGUUCUCCGAGAGGUCCUCUAAAAAGCAUGCAGAGGAUCGCAAAAAGGUCGCCUCGUUAUAUUCAAUGACCUCAUUGGUGGCAUAUGAGCCAUUCGUGGACAACUGCAUCGAUAUUUUCAAGCAGCGACUGGAUGAUUUUGCAACGAGGGGCCAGUUCAUUGAUAUGGGUCAUUGGCUGCAGUGUUAUGCUUUUGAUGUCAUCGGAAAGAUUACUUUCGGUGAUCGGUUCGGGUUCCUCGAUGCGGGCAAAGACGUAGGAAAGAUGAUUGAAUUCCUCGAUGGCUCCUUGACGGCAAGCUCCUAUUUCGGCUUGUAUGUCUGGCUAUAUCCAAUGUUCAUGAAGGUUGGCAAGUACCUAGGCAUGGAUCAAAGCUAUGGGAAUAACUUCAGCUCCCGACACAUCCAGGAGGCAAAAGCAAUAAUGAAGAACUAUCACGCUGAUCUGCCGACUCAUAUGACUAUGAAGGUCCUUCUAGCCCAAGCACAGAAUCCGGAGAAAUUUUCCGACUACGAUAUACUUGCCACCGCUGGCUCGAAUGUUGGAGCGGGAAGUGAUACCACUGCUAUCAGCUUAAGCUCAGUUCUGUACCAUUUGCUCCAUGCCCCUGCAUGUAUGGAGAGACUGCGAGCGGAGAUGAACUCAUCUGGGAUCACUGGCAACCCCACAUUCAAAGAGACACAGGAAAUGCCAUAUCUUCAGGCCGUUAUGAAAGAGGCCUUGCGUGUUCACCCCGCUACAGGAUAUCCAAUGUUCCGCGUUGUUCCCCAGGGUGGGGAGGUACUUGCCGGCCAAUUCUUCCCAGAAGGAACAAAUGUUGGGGUAAACAGUUGGGUCUCACACUACGACACAAAUAUCUAUGGACUGGAUGCAGCUACCUUCAGACCUGAACGAUGGCUCGAAGCGGAUGAACAGCAGUCAAAAUUGAUGGAGCAAAACUUCAUGCCGUUUGCGCCACUAUCUCAGUACUUUGAUUCUCCCAAGCGACAACCCCCCAGCGACAUCAUGGAAGUCUCAAAACCCGACGCGCCCACGGCAGAUUCUACCCUCGAAGCCCUUGGUUAUACAGCAGAACUGUCCCGCAACCGAUCAACAUGGCAGGUCGUGUUCAUGUGCUUCAUCCUUGCCUCCGUGCCAUAUGGCUUGUCCACCACCAUGUCGUACGCCUUGAUAGGUGGAGGCUCGGCCAAUAUGAUCUGGGGCUGGAUUGUCGUUUCUCUGAUCAUGAUGUGCGUAGGCGUUUCUCUAGCUGAAAUCACCUCGGUAUAUCCCACUGCUGGUGGUGUCUAUUACCAGACUUUUGCCCUCUCGCCAGCCUGGUGUCGUCGCGCCACGGCUUGGGUGUGUGGUUGGUCUUUUGUCGCUGGUAAUAUCACUAUCACGCUGGCUGUUAACUUUGCGACCGCGCUGUUCUUCGUCGAAUGUUUGAAUGUUUUUGAGGAUUCUACUGGUACUGGUAUUGCCGCCGAUAUGCAGACUUAUCAGACUUAUCUUAUUUUCGUCGCCAUCACUGUUCUCUGUCAUGCUAUUCCCACUUUCGGGAAUAGAUGGCUCACCCAUAUCGAGACCUUUGCUAUCUUCUGGACCAUUAUUGGAGUGACAGCUAUCCUGAUUACCAUCCUGGUUGUCGCGCAUAGCGGACGCCGAUCUGCUGAAUUUGUCUUCACCUCGUUCGAGCCCCAAUCUGGCUGGCCAGAUGGUUGGUCAUUCUGUAUUGGUUUGCUCCAGGCUGCAUAUGGUCUUUCGGCUACUGGAAUGGUCACAUCCAUGUGCGAGGAGGUCCGUCAACCAGCCAUCCAGGUUCCCCGGGCUAUCGUCGGUGGUGUUGCUCUCAACGCCCUGGCCGGUUUCGCAUUCCUCAUUCCUAUCGCAUUUGUGCUUCCGGAUGUUGCCAUGCUCGCGGCUCUCCCGUCGGCUCAGCCUGUUCCGACUAUUGUGAAGUCUGCGACUGGCAACUCCGCGGGUGCAUUCUGUCUCCUGAUUCCAUUGAUUGUCCUCGGACUGAUCUGUGGGAUUGGCUGUGUCACUGCUACGUCUCGGAUCACUUGGGCGUUUGCUCGUGAUGGCGCCAUUCCCGGCUCCGGCUGGUGGAAAAAUGUAAAUGGGCGUCUGCAGAUUCCAUUGAACUCAUUACUGCUUGGAAUGGGCAUUGAGCUGCUUCUCGGAUUGAUCUACUUUGGUUCAAGUGCUGCUUUCAGUGCGUUCUCCGGUGUCGGUGUCAUUUUCCUGACAAUGAGUUAUGCAUGCCCUGUCGCGGUGUCCUUGAUUCUUCGCCGCCGUAAGGACCUUGAGCGUGGUUCUUACAAUCUUGGAUUACUCGGCACCUUCUGCAACGUCGUUUGCAUUGCUUGGUGCCUACUUGCUAUCCCACUCUUCUCCAUGCCGACGAGUAUUCCCGUCACAAAAGACACAAUGAACUAUGCCUGUGUUGUGUUUGUCGGGUUCGUGGUUAUUUCGGGAGUGUGGUAUGGAGUAUGGGGUAAGAAGAACUAUAUCGGUCCCGCACUCGAAGAGAUCGAUGGUCAAUUACAAGCCGGUGACCACUCAGACAUCGAUAUCGCCCCGAACAAGUGA
Messenger RNA from Penicillium arizonense, 2772 nucleotides. RefSeq lists its product as uncharacterized. Gene Ontology annotation, biological process: transmembrane transport. Gene Ontology annotation, molecular function: transmembrane transporter activity; monooxygenase activity; iron ion binding. The transcript is spliced from 7 exons. Bases 1 to 2772 code for a protein of 923 amino acids. The record is from RefSeq and is a predicted model, not a curated record. NCBI's taxonomy places the organism in Eukaryota, Fungi, Ascomycota, Eurotiomycetes, Eurotiales, Aspergillaceae. Gene Ontology annotation, cellular component: membrane.